Dracunculus medinensis (Guinea worm) is the source of this 1443-nucleotide messenger RNA. The record is from the annotation of a GenBank genome assembly. NCBI's taxonomy places the organism in Eukaryota, Metazoa, Nematoda, Chromadorea, Rhabditida, Dracunculidae.
AUGAAAAUAGUCGUAAUAGGCUGUGCACCUACUGCACUUGGAUUUGCACAUAGACUUCAUGAACUGCAGACAUUCAAUGACUUAGCGAAAGAUAUCGAACUGUUAGUCCUCGAAAAGGAAUCAUUUCCAGGUGGCCUUUCUUGUUCAGUAAAAGAUGAAAAAGGCUUCCUGUGGGAUAUGGGAGGCCAUAUAACCUUUAAUCACAACUUCCCAUAUUAUGAGCGAGCUGUUACAUCGGCUCUUCCCGAAUGGAAUAAGCUGAAAAGAAAUUGUCAGGUUGAUAUCAAUUAUAUGUUCGACGAAGAAGGAAUUCACUUGGUUCCUUAUCCCGCUCAAUUCGCUAUUCCUCUUUUCCCAGAAAAAAUCAAACGAAAAUGCUUAGAGGAUCUUAUGAAACGAUUUGACAAAAAUGGCGAUAUCCUUUCCACCGAAGAGGCUUCGCAUAGUUUUGACGGAUGGAUUCUCAAACAUUUUGGUCCGACGAUUCUUGAUAAUUUCUUCAAAUUAUAUACAAAAAAGGUGUGGACAGUUGAAACGACAGAAAUGAGCUCAAAUUGGGUUGGUACUCGUGUCGCUAUGUUACCGAUGAAGAAAUUGGAACAGUUAUGUGCGGCCAGUGAAGAUGAACUUCGUAAUGCAGAUUUCGGUUGGGGACCUAAUGCGUACUUCACAUUUCCCAAAUAUGGUGGUACCGGCGCGGUUUGGAACGCCAUAGCGAAUCAACUUCCAUCUAAGUGGUUGAAAUAUAAUUCUGAAGUUAUCAAAAUCGAUACCAAGAGAAAAAAAUUAACUUAUGAAGAAAAAGUCGGAAAUCGUAGGGAAGAGAACACUAUUGACUACGAUAUAUUGGUUAAUACCGGUCCAAUUGACCAGCUUGUUAGCAGUAUCACCAGUUCCAUUAAACUCAACCUUCGCUUUAAUAAGGUCUGCGUUAUUGGUGUUGGACUGAAACAGCCAAUGACAAGUUUUCUCCAGCAAUUUACAUGGCUAUAUUUUCCCGAUCCUUCAGUACCAUUCUUUAGGGUGACAAUAUUUUCGAAAUAUGGAGAGGUCACUCCAGACAAUAAUAAAUUUUGGUCAUUAAUGUGUGAAUGCGCACGACCUAUUGACGACGAGACAACUGAAAGCGAAUUUCGAAAAUUGACGAUUGAUGGACUUAUUAAAAAAUCGAUGAUCGAAAGCGAUCAAAUCGUGAGCGUUUAUUCGAUUAUAUUACCGUAUGGCUAUCCAAUCCCAACAGUUCAGCGUGACUCUACAUUAAGUCGAAUACAUCAGUUUCUCGAGGAACGAAAUAUCUAUUCUCGUGGACGAUUUGGUGGCUGGAAAUAUGAAUGCUCGAAUCAGGAUCAUUGCUUUAUGCAGGGAAAAGAAUUAAUUGAUCGAAUUAUUUUCGAUGAGCCCGAAAAAGUUUACAAAACCGGAGUAGCAAUGUUACGCGGCUGA